GUUCCCGGCUCCGUUGCGGGCUCUGCUGCAGGCUCUCCGGUCGCUGUGACACGACCAGGCCCAGGUCUGCCUUGCCAGGACUCCGUAUUCCAGGAAUCUACCUCUCCAGAAGUAGGAAGAAAAAAAUGACCACAUUCAAGAGCUGCUGUAUAAGGGGGGUUCCUGAUUUCAUCUUCCACCCAGGAGACGGUGACGUUCAAGGACGUGGCUGUGGUCUUCACGGAGGAGGAGCUGGGGCUUCUGGACCCCGCCCAGAGGAAGCUGUACCGAGACGUGAUGUUGGAGAACUUCGGGAACCUGGUCUCUGUGGGUGAGGACAUCAGCCCUCUAUUACUGAAUGGCAUCAACCAUUUAAACGAGAUGUGGUCCACUUGGUAAGAGAAGGAAAGUUUUGGAUGGUGAAGUUAGCAACCCAAAGAAAAGGCAGUUCAGGAGAAAAAGUCCAACAUGAGAUGGAGACUAUUCUUAAAGCAGAACCACAUGAAGAACUUUCCUGCUGGCAAAUCUGGCAACACAUUGCUAAUGACUUAACCCGGUGUCAAGACUCCAUGAUAAAAAGUUCUCAAUUCUACAAACAACGCGAUUUACCUGGCCAGGUUGGGGCAGGACUGUCUAUAACUCAGACAGGCCAGAGAACUUACCAGGGAAAUGGGUGUAAAAAAUUCUUCAGUGAUACCUCCAACUAUGAUCUUCAACAGUUAAACUCAGAAGAGAAGUCUCAUACAUGUCAUGAGUGUGGGAAAUGCUUCUUUUAUAGCUCAGCACUUCGUAUUCAUCAGAGAGUUCACCUGGGAGAGAAACGGUAUAGAUGUGAUGAGUGUGGUAAGGAAUUCAGUCAGAGCUCACAUCUGCAAACCCAUCAGAAAGUCCACACUGUAGGGAAGCCAUUCAAAUGUGAGGAGUGUGGGAAAGGCUUCAGUCGUAGAUCAGAACUUAGUAAUCAUUGCAGGUUACACUCGGGAGAGAAACUUUAUAAGUGUAAGGGAUGUGGGAAGGCCUUCAUUAAUGCUUGCCAUCUUCAGGACCAUCAGAGAGUCCACACUGGGGAGAAGCCGUUCAAGUGUGAUAUCUGUGGUAAGAGCUUUCGUCGUAGAUCAGCACUUAAUAGUCAUUGUGUAGUCCACACAGGAGAAAAACCAUACAAAUGUGAGGAGUGUGGGAAGUCCUAUACUUGGCGUUCACGUCUUCGUAUCCAUAAGAAAGUUCACAUGGGACAGAAACCACACAAAUGUGAGGAAUGUGGAAAGAGCUUCUUUUCUAGGACACAUCUUUAUUACCACCGGAGGUUCCACACAGAGGAGAAACCCUAUAAUUGCAAGGAAUGUGGGAAGAGCUUCAGAUGGGUCUCACCUCUUUUGACACAUCAGCGAGUCCACAGUGGAGAAAAACCAUUCAAAUGUGAAGAGUGUGGGAAGGGAUUUGGUCAGAAAUCAUGCCUGCAAGCUCAUCAGAAAGUCCACACCAGAGAAAAACCAUACAAAUGUGAGGAGUGUGGGAAGGGCUACAAGACAAGCUUGGAUCUUGAUGUGCACCAGAGUGUCCAUAUGGGAGAGAACCCAUACACCUGUAGGGCAUGUGGUAAGCACUUCACUAGGACCUCAAAUCUUAAAGUUCAUCAGAGAGUCCACACUGGAGAGAAACCGUACAAAUGUAGUAUGUGUGGUAAGGUCUUCAGUCAGUCUGGACAUCUAAAGUCCCAUCAGAGAGUUCACACAGGGGAGAAACCUUAUAAGUGUAAGAUAUGUGGUAAGCAGUUCAGUUCAAGUUCCUAUGUUAAAAUUCAUCACAGAAUCCAUGCUGGUGAUAAAUUUCAUCCAGUCUCGUAGGGAAACCAUUUGUUUCAGUAACAAUGUUUCUGCCAUAGCUGAAUACAUCCUGGUGAUCCCAAGAUCACACAAAUGGUGCAAUGAGGACUUUAGUUAGAACCUUAGCAGUUGUAGUUUUCACUCAAACAGGCUGAAAUAAUCUUUCUUUAGGCACUUAUCAAACUCUAAUGGUGGAUAUUAAAAUUGAUGUCCCCUGAAAUACAAGCUUCGUGAGGGCAGGGAGUUUAUUUGCUGUUGAAUUUAUACAAUCAACACUGAGUAGCACUCUGUAUGUGCACUUAGUACUUGCUAAGUGAGUCAAAAAGAAGAGAGAAUUAGGGAAGAUAGCAGAGUAGGAGGAUCCUAAGCUUUCCUCCUCCCAUAGAUACAGCUAGACAACAGUCACAUCAGCGUAAGUAACCCAGAAAUGGCCUGAAGACUGGCAUAACAAACUCAUCAACUAAAGGUAGAGAAGAGGCAAUAUCAAAGAAGGUAGGAAGGGCAAAGAUGCAGUUUGAGAGUGAAACAGACUGUGGCCAUCUGUGCUGGGGACAGAGCUGGUGAUGUGGAGAAGGCAAAAAACAGAUUAUCACAGUGGGGAGACCACAUGGGGAAGACAAAUCCCCGUAACAUUUGGCUUUGAAAGUGAGAGGGGCCAAAUUUCAUGAGUUCUUACAACCAGUGGGACUUAAAGCCUGGAUUUUCAAUGUUUGUGGGCUGGGCUCUGGGAGAGCAUGACAACCAACCAGUGGAGGUACAGCCAGGAAUCAGCAGUUUGAAAAAUGCCAGGGGCAGACGGGAGAGAGAUUGACUUAAUCAGAGCAUGGCCUGGAGAGGCAGGGACCCCUCCAGGAACAAAGGAGCUGGUAGGCACCACUUCCCUCCACAGCCCCCUGGCAUGAACACAUGGCCUCUUGCUGGAACCAACGUGGUGCCAACACUCCUUACCUAACUUGCUUACACGGAGCCCCGCACCCCUGUGGUCCAGUGGAGCCGCCUUUCCCCAUCACACUCGCUUCAGUCCUGGCACUGCAAGCCCCCUCCCCCGGGAGAUCAGAGCAAACCCCACAAACCCCUCAUCUGACCUGCAUGUUUCAUGGGAUAUCACGUCCAGAGGUGGCAGUGGCAGCAUGCAGACCAACACACAUUAGGAUGUGCCCCACCCCGCUGAAGACCAGACGCUGCCCACAACGGGCAGAGAGAGCCUCCGCAGAUGACUGGACUGAAGGAAAAAGAGGCCAGGACACAACGGCAGGCACAGGCAACACGCUUAGGAGACACUCCCUGAAGCGACGGUUCCCAGGGAACAGGAGACCAUGCACUGCAGGGCAGUACAGACACCUUCGUGAGGCCGUUACCUUUGAGAGCCAAGAGACAUAGCUGACUAAUAAUACACAGAGAUAGAGACAAAAUGAGGAGGGGUGGUAUCUCCAAAUGAAAGAACAGGACGAAACCACAGCAAGAGACCUAAGCAAAACAGAUGUAAGUAAUAUAUGCCAGAUAGAGAAUUUAAAGUAAUGGUCAUAGAGAUACUCACUGGACUUGAGAAGAGUGAAGGACAUAGUGAGAACCUUAGCACAGAGAUUAAAAAGAACCUAUCAGAGAUGAAGAACACAAUAAAACACUUGAUGGAAUAAGUAAGUUAGAUGACUGAGGAAUGAAUUAAUGACCUGGAAGGCAGAGUAAUGGAAAGUAAUCAACCUGAGCAAAUAAAAAAAAAAAUAUGCAAAUUGAGGAUAGUCUUAGGGAAAAUUUAUUUGAAGAAAAAAUUGCUGAAAAAUUCAUUUUUGUGGGGAAGGAAACAUAGAUCCAGGAGGCACAGAGAGCACCCCGAAAAUCAACCCAAGAAGGUCCAUACUGAGACACAGUUCUUAAAAUGGCAGAAAGUUGUGAUAAAAUAUUAUAAUCAGAGAAAAUGUGCAAUAUUUAAAAAUUGUAUCUGGAAAAGGAAACCAGCAAAAAAAAUAAUUCUGAGAAACAAAUAGGAAUUGAAAUGCAGAAAUACACAGUACUGCAUUCCACAGCAUUAUUUUGGUAGUAUCCUAUUGCAGUUGGCUCUUGGUAUACCCUCAGCCUCUAUUCUGUGGUUGGGUUAUUUUUUGGGUUUUGAUUUCAUGUUCCAUUGGUUUAUACAGUAGAAAAUCAACUCUUGUGAUUUUUCUCACAUUGCAGACAAUUUUAACACUGAUAACUGGCCACUGCACAUAGCUUAAUUGAAUUUUCUCAACAAUGUUAAGGCAAGGGUUCAAAGUAACAUUAAAAGUGUCAGAGUAAUGAUAAAAAUUUUAAUUUUGAGUUCAUUGAUUUUUAAAUUUCUGCAUUUCUGUGUAAUCUUUUAUAUGAUUGCCUUCUAAUUGUAGCACUUUUUUUCUUUUUUUAAAUCAAACUUCUAUGGUAGAAGCUAUGUCAAAUUUGAAGGACAUUUAGCUUGUCAGCUUCCCAUAUUCUUCCCUCAUCCCCAUGAAAUAAAUAAUAGAAAAAUU
Molecule: messenger RNA, 4288 nt
Organism: Mirounga angustirostris (Northern elephant seal)
Lineage: Eukaryota; Metazoa; Chordata; Mammalia; Carnivora; Phocidae
Product: zinc finger protein-like
Exons: 6
Coding region: 396-1826 (476 amino acids)
Biological process (GO): regulation of transcription by RNA polymerase II
Molecular function (GO): RNA polymerase II cis-regulatory region sequence-specific DNA binding; DNA-binding transcription factor activity, RNA polymerase II-specific
Source: RefSeq, a predicted model, not a curated record